This is a messenger RNA of Sodiomyces alkalinus F11, 1921 nucleotides long. RefSeq names its product cysteine protease ATG4. The transcript has 4 exons. The record is from RefSeq and is a predicted model, not a curated record. Gene Ontology annotation, molecular function: protein-phosphatidylethanolamide deconjugating activity. The coding region runs from base 323 to 1681 and encodes 452 amino acids. Lineage: Eukaryota; Fungi; Ascomycota; Sordariomycetes; Glomerellales; Plectosphaerellaceae.
GAGAAGCAUGUCGCCCCUGUAACCACAUAGUUCGUAAGUGUCCGGUAGAACAACGAUCAGGAACUCGAACUCGUCUCAGAGCCUUGUGAUUACCAGCUACAUGGUUAGAUCAUCCAUCGAUAUUUGCCACUGUUUCCACACGGGAGACACUGGUCUUGUAUUGUAACCGACACAACGGUCAUCAGUUCCGCACGACCCCCUGGGAUCACCAGGGCAGAGAGUACAAUAUUGCCGACGUACUGGCGAUAUCUCAGGGCAACCACGAGACUAUAUUCUCUCUAUCAGCAGUGGCCAGCCUCUGCUUAAUCCACUUUCGUCGACCAUGGAAUCGGUCAUGUCGGGUGUUGAUCUUGGGCCAUAUCGCAGAUUCGUGCAGAAGAUGCUCUGGGACCCCGAGCCACCUAACGACCAAAACAGUGACCAGCCGGUCUGGUGCCUGGGGAUUUCAUACACCAGAGGCACCAGAGGUGCAAACAACAGUGACAAAACGAGUCCGGCCCUGGCCCAACCCAACACUACCAGGUCGCCACAAUGUGAUGCCAAACCGGAGGAAUCGCUGGCCUUAGGGAGCACCUACCGAACCACAUUCGAAACGGUUACCAGCAAGGUUUCCAAAUCUCUAACCUUUGAUACUAUGGGAGACGAUAAGGGCUGGCCGUCUGCCUUCCUUGACGACUUCGAGUCAAGGUUCUGGAUGACCUACCGAUGCGAUUUUGGACCUAUUCCGAAGUCCACCCACCCGCGCGCGGCAUCGGCUCUAUCUUUACCGAUGCGAAUCAAGAGCCAUCUCACAGACCAGAGCGGCUUCUCCUCUGAUACGGGGUGGGGAUGCAUGAUCCGAUCCGGCCAGAGUCUGCUGGCCAACGCCAUGGCGCUGCAUACCCUCGGCCGUGAGUGGCGACGAGGAACAAAGCCAGACACAGAACGAAAUCUUCUGGCUAAGUUCGCCGAUGACCCGAGAGCACCGUACUCCAUACACCAGUUUGUCAAGCACGGCGCUGCGAUGUGUGGAAAAUAUCCCGGGGAGUGGUUUGGGCCGUCUGCCACAGCCCGAUGCAUACAGGCCUUGGCGAAUGAACACGAACCACAGCUUCGUGUCUAUUCAACGGGCGACGGUCCUGAUGUAUAUCAGGACGGUUUCAUGAACCUUGCCAAGCCAGAUGGGCAAGCUUUUCGCCCGACUCUGAUUCUCGUGGGCACGAGGUUAGGUAUUGAUAAGGUAACGCCAGUAUAUUGGGAGGCGCUUCUAGCAGCUCUCCAAAUGCCGCAGUCAGUCGGGAUAGCAGGUGGCCGGCCUUCUUCCUCGCAUUACUUUGUCGGGACACAAGGCUUGUACCUCUUCUACCUUGAUCCUCAUCACACUCGGCCAGCAUUGCCAUGGUACGAAGAUCAUGGCAAGUAUACAGAGGCAGAUGUAGAUUCAGUUCACACUAGACGGCUUCGCCGUUUACAUGUAAGAGAGAUGGAUCCAAGUAUGUUGGUGGGGUUUCUCAUACUGGACGAAGAAGACUGGGAGGACUGGAAACGAAACGUCAAGCAUGUCCAGGGGAAAGCUAUUAUUCAUGUGGCAGAUCAUGAUCCUCGAAUGGUUCGUGAGGGUCCCGUCAGAGAACGACGCAGCGCUAUCGAUGAGGUCGAGAUACUCAGUGACGGCGACAGCGACACGGCAUUGGCAUCGUGAUUCCCGUGCGGUUGUGGCGUGGCAAACACGCUAACAUUGGUUGCAUGGGCAGCUUGAAUUGGAAAGCUGAAGAAUGACGGUGCUCUGUGUUCAAGGGCUUGUAUAAUAUUGUAUGCUGGGACCGGGAUCAGCUAGAGCGCUGACGACAACCCGUGCCACGCCCCACUUAUAUUUUGGUUUAUUAGGCACUCACUAGCUAUAAGCUGGUGCUGGAUAGUUUUAUUGCUAUGAUAGUUUAUG